Messenger RNA from Pyricularia oryzae 70-15, 198 nucleotides. RefSeq lists its product as uncharacterized. Lineage: Eukaryota; Fungi; Ascomycota; Sordariomycetes; Magnaporthales; Pyriculariaceae. The coding region runs from base 1 to 198 and encodes 65 amino acids. Gene Ontology annotation, biological process: secondary metabolite biosynthetic process; fatty acid biosynthetic process. The transcript is spliced from 2 exons. Gene Ontology annotation, molecular function: fatty acid synthase activity. The record is from RefSeq and is a predicted model, not a curated record.
AUGAGGUUCUCGGAUGCGGAUGGGUACGCGCGAGGCGAGAGUGUAGUCUGCUUUAUGCUCAAGACCAUAUCGCAAACUUUGGCCGACGGCGACCAUAUUUACGCCAUUGUGCGUGAAACGGGCGCCCACGGUACUGGCACUCCGGCCGGAGAUCGGUUGGAGGCACAGGCCAUCUGGGACGCUUCUGUUCCAUCCUAA